AUGCAGGAUAAAGAAUACUCUUCAGCUUCAGGCUUCUCGAACACAAUCCCCCUGGUGUGCUCCAAUUAUUCCCUCCCUGUUUCAAAUAUCACAAUACAAGAACAAGAGAUUCAGUCUGAAGUCCUCUUGAAAGUGACCAUAGAUACACUCCUUGGCUGGAACAACACCCUGAGUGAGGCAGCAGCAGAUAUGGAUGAUCUGAAAUCAAUUCCUGGUGUUGGAGCUUUCAUAUCUAAUGUCAGAAAAAUAGCUGCAAAAUUCACAAGACUCACAAAUGUACUAAAAGAAGUCAAGUCAUUGCUCAAACUGGCUCGUCUUGAACUUGAGGAAGAUGAGGACAACCCUGCCUCAGCUGGACUUCCAUCAUUGCAUCUGCUAAAUAAUCCCUCUCGCCUUACCUUCUGUCAUGCCCUUCUUGGCUGUGUGAGUUAUGAUGCAGAAAAGAUUGCAAGUCAUGUGAAGGUCCUGAGGUGCAAAAUGAUCCGUGGAAAAUGCUAA
This is a messenger RNA of Rattus norvegicus (Norway rat), 498 nucleotides long. The record is from RefSeq and is a predicted model, not a curated record. Lineage: Eukaryota; Metazoa; Chordata; Mammalia; Rodentia; Muridae.